CAAAGUUAAAUCAAUUUUUCAAAUAUAUAUAUAAAGAUCCACUUUUUUUUCUUUAUUUAUUUAUAAAAUAUACUUGUUGUGUUGAUGCCUUUGUUUGGAUGAGUUAACAAAUUUAUUUGCCAAGCUCAACUAUUUAGAAUAAUCUAUCCAUCAUUUACCCUAAUUAUUCUCUUAUCUGUCUCCGACACAUAAAUGCAUGAAUAAUUGUUAAAAUAAUUGCAAUAAACUAUUGGAGAUUUAUGACAUUUUAAAAAAUCAACUACUAAAAUUCUUCUAAAAAUAAAAAUUUACAUUAAUGUAAUUCUCAAAAUUGAGAGAUGUAUAAAAAGGAUAUCGUAAAUAACAAAACUAUUAAAAAUAUAUUAAAAUUUUAAAUUUUGUCGAUAGACACUAAUAGAUAUCUAGCUAUCAUUUUUAGAUAAAUUUAAAAUUUUACUCGGUUUUUUUUUUUUUUUUUUUUGUUCAUUUUGUAAAUAAAUAGUUAGCUGUAUUUUCAAAGGAAAUAAUAAAUCUAUAAUUUAUCCAAAAAUAAAAUGAGUCGUUUUCGAUUCAUAUUCAAAUAAUCAAUAAAGCAUUGACAAAUUAGAAGGAAAAAACCCGAUCUAUUCGGUAACCAACCAGCUGUCGUUUCGAGAUCCAAAAAAGGGACAAAAGCCCGCGGAAACGACGCCGUACAGACACGGUUAAUACAACUACUAAUCCUUCAUUUCAGUCUUCUUCUUCCUCUCGCAACUCGAAACACAUCCCAAAAAAAGAACCACGAGAUUUCACGAUGCCGUACUACACCAGAGAUGAUGAAGCCGUCGACGACUUCGACGAGUACGAUCCGACGCCUUACGGCGGCGGCUUCGACCUCUUUCUGACUUAUGGCCGUCCACUUUCACCCUCCGAAGAAACCUGCUACCCUCACUCCGCCGGCAACGACGAUAACAUCGAUUACGAACGUCCCCAGUUUGAAUCCUACGCCGAGCCCUCCGCUUACGGCGACGACGCCCUCCAGGCUGAGUACAGCAGCUACUCCCGUCCAAAGCCCCAUUCCUAUGGAGCUCCCUCUGGGGAACAAGGAUAUGGAUCUGGCGGCUAUGAGUCUUCCAGGCCACAGCCGGCUUAUGGCUUCCAGCCUAGUGGAUCGGAGUAUGGAUCUGAAGGAUAUCGCCGUAAACCGGAGUCUGGGGAACAGGAGUACGGAUCUGGUGGGUAUGGGAGGAAACAGGAAACGGAGUCUUACGGAUCUGGAGAGUAUGGAUCUGGUGGGUAUAGGAGGAAACAGGAGUCGGAGUCUUACGGAUCGGAAGAGUAUGUAUCUGGUGGAUAUGGGGGGAGACAGGAAUCGGAUUCUUACGGAUCUGGUGGAUAUGGACGGAGACAGGAAUCAGACUCUUAUGGAUCUGGUGGGUAUGGGAGGAGACAAGAAGAGGGCGAAUCGGAGGGAUACCGACGGCAAUCGGAAUCUGAAGAGUAUGGAUCGGGGAGGAAACAGAGGUAUGGAGAAGAAGGGUAUGAGGGUUCUGGGUAUAGAAGGGAGGAAUAUGAGAGGCCGAGUUAUGGGGAUGAGGAGCCGAGGAGGCCGAGCUAUGGGCGAUCGGAGGAAGAGGAUUACCGGAAGCCAAGCUACGAGAGGCGCGAUGAGGAUGAAGGAUAUGGGCGCAAGAAAUACGGUGGGGAUUCCGACGAGGAGGAGAAGCACAGCCGCCGCCACCACCACCACCACCACCGCCGGAACUAUGACGAUGAGUGAGUAUCUGAGUUAGUGAUCGGCGUUCUGAAAUGGGUACUAAAUAAAAGGUUGGGACGCCCAUUGGUUGGUUGUUUCUUAUGCAUUUGUCCAACUGUGUGUUGUGUUGAUGCUUUUGGUUUACUGUUUUGAAUGUUUUUGUGUGGUUUUUGUUGUUUUGUGAUUUUGGGACAUAACAACAACAAUCUACUUCCUAUGUACUUCAAUCAAAGUUUAUUAUGAUGUUUGGUUA
This is a messenger RNA of Cucumis melo (muskmelon), 1967 nucleotides long. RefSeq lists its product as uncharacterized. Bases 773 to 1738 code for a protein of 321 amino acids. The record is from RefSeq and is a predicted model, not a curated record. NCBI's taxonomy places the organism in Eukaryota, Viridiplantae, Streptophyta, Magnoliopsida, Cucurbitales, Cucurbitaceae. The transcript has 2 exons. Gene Ontology annotation, molecular function: phosphatidic acid binding.